Molecule: messenger RNA, 1368 nt
Organism: Diospyros lotus (date-plum)
Lineage: Eukaryota; Viridiplantae; Streptophyta; Magnoliopsida; Ericales; Ebenaceae
Product: 4-hydroxy-tetrahydrodipicolinate reductase 2, chloroplastic
Exons: 10
Coding region: 258-1274 (338 amino acids)
Cellular component (GO): chloroplast stroma
Molecular function (GO): NADPH binding; 4-hydroxy-tetrahydrodipicolinate reductase activity
Source: RefSeq, a predicted model, not a curated record
CUCUCGCUUGCUCGCUCUCUCACUCUCGCUCGCGGCUCGCCCUCGCUCUCGCCUAUCGUUCGCUCGCUCUCGCCUCUCGGUCGGUAGCUGGGGAGGUCGCAUCCGUGGCUACUGGCUCUCUUAACUCUUGCUCUCGCUGGGUGACUGGGUCGCUCGCCUCUCUGCAUUGCCAUUGGGACACUUUGGUUCAAUCUCUUGGGGCAGGUGGCCACUGGCCAGUGGGCAUCCCUUCAUACUCUAGAAAGAGACUAGAGAUUAUGGCAUUUGUUCUUAAAGUGCCAACAAAUAACAUCCAAGGAAGGGGAAACUUCACUUCACUAAGUGGACAUGGAAGAUGGGAUAGAGCUAUUUCUAGAAAGGGAAGAUCAGUUUGUCCUGUGGUUGGCAUGUCAAGCACACCCAUUAUCUCUCUUGAGAAGCCUCUAAAAGUGGCGCAAAAUAUUGCGUUCCCAAUCAUGGUGAGUGGCUGUACCGGUAAAAUGGGUAAGGCAGUUAUUGAAGCAGCUGUUUCUGCAGGACUGCAUCUAGUGCCUUUAUCAUUUAGCAGUGCAGAGGAGUCUGGACAAACUGUGCGAGUGGCAGGAAAAGAGAUCCAGGUGUAUGGUCCAUCUGAUAGGGAAAGUAUAUUAGCAUCCACAUUCGAGGAGUAUCCUGAUUUGGUUGUGGUGGACUACACUGUGCCUGCUGCUGUGAAUGAUAACGCAGAGUUGUACUGCAAAGUUGGGGUGCCUUUUGUAAUGGGAACCACUGGUGGAGAUAGGGCACGACUUUAUAAGACUGUUGAAGACACAAAAGUUUAUGCUGUGAUCUCGCCUCAAAUGGGAAAACAGGUUGUAGCAUUUCUUGCUGCUAUGGAAAUUAUGGCUGAGCAAUUUCCUGGAGCCUUCUCUGGGUAUUCACUGCAGGUGAUGGAAUCUCAUCAAGCUAGCAAAUUGGACACGUCUGGAACUGCCAAAAACGUCAUCUCAUGCUUUCAGAAACUAGGUGUUUCCUUUGAAAUGGAUCAGAUACAAAUGAUACGGGAUCCACGACAACAAAUUGAGAUGGUGGGUGUGCCAGAGGAGCAUCUAUCUGGUCAUGCAUUUCAUAUGUACCAUCUGACAUCACCUGAUAAAACAGUUUCAUUCGAGUUUCAACAUAAUGUUUGUGGCAGAUCAAUAUAUGCAGAGGGUACUGUUGAUGCUACAAUUUUUCUUGCUCAGAAGGUUCGAUCAAAGGCAGAUAAGCGAAUCUACGACAUGAUCGAUGUCUUGCGUGAAGGCAACAUGCGAUGAUGGUAGGGGUUGGUUGCAUAGUUGUGUUUGUGCCAGGUUUUAUCUAUAGAUGCGGCUGGUAUAAGAAAACGGGACCUUCUUGUCAAGUGAAGAG